Capsicum annuum is the source of this 807-nucleotide messenger RNA. Its product is annotated as WAT1-related protein At3g45870. The record is from RefSeq and is a predicted model, not a curated record. Lineage: Eukaryota; Viridiplantae; Streptophyta; Magnoliopsida; Solanales; Solanaceae. Bases 337 to 630 code for a protein of 97 amino acids. The transcript has 2 exons. Gene Ontology annotation, cellular component: plasma membrane. Gene Ontology annotation, molecular function: transmembrane transporter activity.
AAUAUACUAUAUAGAUUAAAAGAUUUUAACAUAUUUGACAUAUAUUUAAUUCAAGACUAUAAAAUUGCGAAGUUUCAAUGUUUUCUUAAAUGUCAAGUCAAAAUAGGUGAACAAAUUGAAACUAAGGGAGUAUUCCAAUUUUAUUUUAUUUUUCAAAUCCAAGAGGCCAUAAGCUUAGUAAAACAACAUGGAGGUUCCUGCAACUUUUAUACAAUUCUUGUAUUCCUUAAUUUUUUUUUUAAAUAUUCAAAAUACACCCUUUUGCGUAACCACCUACUCAUUAAUAACGUUUGGUGGACUAUACUAUAUGUAGUGUGCGUGUGUGGAGUGGAUGAAAUGAAGAAAAUGGCAACAGCUACAGCAGGAAGAAAUGGGAAUGAAAUAUGGAAAGCCCAUGGUGGAAUGGCUUUAGUAAUGCUUUCCUAUGGUGGAUACCAUGUGAUUACAAAGGUGGCUCUCAAUGUGGGCAUGAAUGAAGUUGCCUUCUGUCUGUAUAGAAACCUUCUCUCUCUAUCUAUUCUUGCUCCAAUUGCCUAUUGCUGUGAAAAGAUGUUGAAGAAGAAUUUGGAGGAAUUGUUGGCCGAAAAAAUGCCUAGAGAAUUUAUUGUGGAAGUUUCAGUUAAUAAUUGAAAGGUUUGUUGUUCAAAAGCAGAAAGAAGUUGCGAUUAAUAAUUGAUAUGGAGCAAAUAAUUGAGAGGUUUGUUGUUCACUGGUCCAUAUUGACGGUGGAUUCAGAAACUCUUUGUUGGCCAUCAAGUUAUGACAUAAUUGAUGGUAUAAUGCAUCAUCGGUUUUCUUUCUUUUUUA